AUGGAACUAUCUAAGAACGAUAUAACAUUCAACUUGGAUUUCAAUAUUGAACGUUUAGUUUUACGGACACUAAAAGCUACACCGAAUUUUGUUGGUCAGGUGGAAUAUGAAACGGGUAGACAAAGUACAUUUCAGGAGAUGAGAGAGAAAAGUGUAAUGUGUGCAUUAUGGUUAAAAAAACAAGGUAUUAAACCUGAUGACAUAGUAGCGAUAUGUACGAAUAACCAUUUUGAUGCCUACAUACCGUAUCUAGCGUGUUUAUAUUUAAGUGUAAUUGCAAAUCCGUGGGAUGUUUAUCUCACGAAAACGGAAGUUUUCGGUAAAAUUGAAAGAUUCGAAUCUCUUCAAUCAAUUCUGAAUAAUAAUUCUCAUAAAGCCGAAAUUGAUAAAUUUUACGCUUCUAAGAACUUAAGACAGAAUCACACGGUGAUGAUAUUGUUCACUUCCGGUACGACGGGUUUGCCGAAAGCUGUGAACAUUUCUGACACAAUUUUUACAGAUUGGGCAAACGGUCGGUCCAUCCUAUUUCAUAAUAGCAUCUGUCUGUGGUUCGUAUCUUUGGGUUGCAUUAUCGGCGCUGUUAUGACUGUUCGUAGUGUGCUCUCUCGUGUCAAAGUAAUAAAACCAACACAAUCUUUCUAUCCAGAAGAUAUGUGUGACAUGAUACAAAAGCAUAAGGUUUCUUGGAUAUUUCUUGAGACUAAUAUGUUGUAUGAUUUACAAUCUUCUUUAAGAUGUGAUCUCUUAACACGAUAUGAUAUAUCUUCCUUGAAAUAUGUCAUUUUUGGUGGUUUUAGACAAUCUGGUCCUAUUCACAGGAGAUUUUAUACGACUGAAACUGGUAUUGUCACACAUCAAAGGAGACUUGAAAAGUAUGGCUCUAGUGGUCAGUCAGCUAUAAAUGUUCACUUAAAGAUCAUUGAUACAUACGGCAAUAUGUGCGAUCCAAUGGACAUUGGUAGUAUUCUUUACCAUACUUCGGGAUUAUUUAACAGCUAUUAUAAAAAUAACACAGCUACACAGAUUGCUGUAAACAAGCAAGGAUGGUUCUGUACUGGAGAUGUCGGUUUUUUCGAUAAUGAUGGUGAUAUCUUUGUUCUCGAUCGCAAAGUGAAUGUUUAUAAUGGUGUGGUGUGUCGUACAAUACCAGUCGAAAUUGAAAACGCGUUAUGCUUGCAUCCGAAU
This is a messenger RNA of Linepithema humile (Argentine ant), 1185 nucleotides long. Lineage: Eukaryota; Metazoa; Arthropoda; Insecta; Hymenoptera; Formicidae. The record is from RefSeq and is a predicted model, not a curated record.